This is a messenger RNA of Cloeon dipterum, 1524 nucleotides long. RefSeq lists its product as uncharacterized. The transcript has 7 exons. The record is from RefSeq and is a predicted model, not a curated record. Gene Ontology annotation, biological process: reciprocal meiotic recombination. Bases 185 to 1177 code for a protein of 330 amino acids. Gene Ontology annotation, cellular component: site of double-strand break. NCBI's taxonomy places the organism in Eukaryota, Metazoa, Arthropoda, Insecta, Ephemeroptera, Baetidae.
AAUGCAGAAUAGCGCGGGAAGGGAAAUCCAAUUUGCUAAUGCGAAAGGUCAGUGACUGCAGAUUGAGUGUGACAGGGAACAAGACUUGGAAACAAAGAAUUGUCAGAAAUUGCGGCCCGUUUUGCAGAAUUUUCCACCACCACAUUUAAGCGGGAAUUAAUUGCCGAUUUGGUGAUUUUCAAUUAUGGACGUGGGGUCGAUUCUUGAUAUUCCUGUUCGGCGUCCCAAUUUCAGGAAGAGGGUGAAUACUUGCAGGACUGACAGAGAGAGGUUCAAAGCGAUUGAACUACUGAAGGCGAAAAACCUUGAAUGCAUGAGAAAAAUCGGCAGUCGAGGUAACGGCGUACAACCCUUCCAUUGCGUAUCAAAGGGUACAGCCAAAAUUGCUGACAUUUUUUGCAACAAGAUUGGUUUGCCUUUGGAGACGAAAAUGUUAACCCUGGAGAUUUAUGAGAGAUUCAUUGUUGGCCUGCUCAACAAAAUUUUGGAGAGCCGCAAAUCGCGCCAAUACGACGUGUGUUCUUCGGAUAUUGGUGGAUUAAAAACUAUCUUCCAAAAUGAGUGCAACACCAUGCCCCUGUACUUUAUUGCCUGCAUUCAGGUUGCGGCAAAAUUCGACAAUCGAGAUUUGCCGCUUCUCAGUCCUACAGAAACAGUGUCUUACCUGUCCAAGAGAACUUCCUGCAACACCACAGAACUAGACCUGAUGACUGCUGAAAUGAAGGUCAUUUCCUGCAUGGACUAUGAGCUGAAUUUCGUGACCAGAUACGAGGCUGUGGAGGAUCUGAUCGCCACCAGGAAAAACGAGCAGUUUAUCCUGCUCUCCGACGAGAUCUUUGCCAAGUCGGUCGAGGUUUUGGACAUGCUCUACCGCAACCACCGCAAAAUCUUCGACGACUUCUUGCUCCACAUGGGACUGAACGUCACAAAAUCAGAAAAGGUUUUCAACAAAGAGCUGCAGCAAGCCGAAUACGACGCAGUGUGGAUCGCCGGGGCGACAAUCGUGGCUGCGACGCGACUCACCAGGCACAAGAAAUUCGAGGAGGCCGACUUCGAAAAGCUGAGCCAGAUCAUUUUGUUCGAAUUGGCAGAUGACUUGAGCGACAUUCGCUCGGAGAGAGAGCUGCGAACCCUUUCGUACGUUCUCUUCCACGCUUUCGCAGAACUUGAAAUGUGAUACUCAAUGUGAUGCAUACAAAUCUAGUUUAAAUGUCAUUAAGUCUCGUGUGACUAGAGACCGACUUGUGGGAAACAAAAUGAACGGUUAAAGGAUUAACCAAUAUAAUUGCUUUUAUUGGCGGGACACGCCAAAACUGCUGAAGUCAAUUGCGAUUUUGUUUUAAUUUCCAUUUUAAAAUGAACUCUCGGACAUUGGAGAAUUUUAUUAACUUACAUAACUUCUAUUCGUGUGAAUCUUGAGUCUUGAGGUGAUUGAAUUUAAAUAAAAUUCCCACUGAGUUGAUGGAUGUAAAAACUUUAUUUAGGUUGGCAUUAAUAAAAUGUUGGCUUUGCAAAAAUAUCAGC